AUGGCUAAAAAAAAGAUGAAGCUUACUCGAAUCGAGAAUCCAAGGGCAAGAAACACCGCUUUCAAGAGGAGGACGCAAGGGUUGAUAAAAAAAGCUGAAGAGCUAACCAUCUUGUGUGGUUUAGAUGCUUGUUUGACUUUUUUCAACCUUGAUGAUGCUAAGUUGGUGACGUGGCCGUCUAAGGAGGUGGCUGAAUCUCUCGUGGACCGUUUUUACUCGUUGCCAAGCUACGAGAGGAACAUGAAGGCAGAGACUCAAGAGUCAUUCCUCAAGACCAAUAUCAAAAAGAUUCAGAAGAAACUAGCGAAUUGCCGGGUAAGAGUUGCUGAGUUGGAGAUGGAACAUCUCUUGUUCGACCUCGAAAACGGGCGCAGCCUUGAUGAUUUCUCCCAAUCCGAGAUUGAGAGUUUGAGAUCAUAUACAAAUAAGAGGAUUAUGGGUUUGAACAAAGAUUUAGGUUAUUCGGAACAUGCUUAUACAAGUGUCAACGAGCCAUUUCCGGGGGUUGAUCAGACCCCGAGGGUUUUGGAUGUUGCACUUGAGCAGGCACAUUGUUCUAACCUGAUGGGAAGUAGGUGUACCUAUUUAAUGGAUAAAUGGUUCUUUGAUGAUCCAAAGGUCCAAGAAGAUGGCGAUGUGACUCAUUUACCCAAACUGGUUCACCGAUUCGAUCUGAACAUGGAACCAUCUGAUGACGAAGAGGACAUGGAGACCUAUAAAGGAGAGAGUGGCAAGUCUGGUGGUGCAAGCGAUGCCUAG
This is a messenger RNA of Brassica rapa (field mustard), 759 nucleotides long. Its product is annotated as MADS-box transcription factor PHERES 2-like. Gene Ontology annotation, molecular function: DNA-binding transcription factor activity, RNA polymerase II-specific; RNA polymerase II cis-regulatory region sequence-specific DNA binding; protein dimerization activity. Gene Ontology annotation, biological process: positive regulation of transcription by RNA polymerase II. NCBI's taxonomy places the organism in Eukaryota, Viridiplantae, Streptophyta, Magnoliopsida, Brassicales, Brassicaceae. The record is from RefSeq and is a predicted model, not a curated record.